Messenger RNA from Penicillium soppii, 3327 nucleotides. RefSeq lists its product as uncharacterized. NCBI's taxonomy places the organism in Eukaryota, Fungi, Ascomycota, Eurotiomycetes, Eurotiales, Aspergillaceae. Gene Ontology annotation, cellular component: cytoplasm; ubiquitin ligase complex. The transcript has a single exon. Bases 1 to 3327 code for a protein of 1108 amino acids. Gene Ontology annotation, biological process: protein polyubiquitination; positive regulation of proteasomal ubiquitin-dependent protein catabolic process; ubiquitin-dependent protein catabolic process. Gene Ontology annotation, molecular function: ubiquitin protein ligase activity; ubiquitin conjugating enzyme binding. The record is from RefSeq and is a predicted model, not a curated record.
AUGGAGAAACAUGACUUACUUUUCAUCGCCGAUGCAACAGGGUCUAUGAGCUGCUAUCUACGCUCGCUGGCCACAUCCCUCCCGGAAAUCAUCUCCAUUUCUGCCCUUACAGGAUGUUUUUCUCGAAUCGGAGUCCUGGCAUAUCGUGACUACGGUGGCGAAAUUCUUCUUGAAUGGUCGGGCUGGUUGGAGCAAAAUCAACAAGCGGCUGUGCAAGAGAAACAGCCAGAUCUGGUCUGCUUUGCUAAAAGACUUCAAGCCGACGGAGGAGGCGACUACCCCGAAGCUGUGAAGACAGCUCUCGCAAAGGCCUGCCAGAUCAUGCGCGAAGAUGCAGAGACAUUGAUCUUUUUAUAUACCGAUGCGCCCCCUCAUCCAAAUUCCGGUAACCUCUUCGGUACAGAUAACGCCUCGAGGGAAAAAGCUGCGCUGUUUGAACGGGGCUCUUACUCCAGAUACGGCUUCUCUUGUAUUGAUUGGAUUUCAGCAACCAAUAACUUCCGAAAUGGGCCGAAAAAGGCACAGGUAUUCGCUAUUCUCGAUCGCAAUAUGAUACCGGGUGAUGCUGCCUGGUACGGCUAUCUGGCAACCCGGACUGGCGGAACCUGCGUUCACAUUAAGAGCUUUCAUUCAGACAUUAUAUCCAAAGUGACCGUUGAUCUACUUUUGGCAUGGAUGGAAGUAGAAAAGCCUCUUGCUGCCACUACUAAAGAGGAUUCUGUUGAUCUUCCUGCGGAAUUGACCCGCUACAUCUCAAUCGAUGGCAUCGACAACAUCAAAAAUGAAAAAGACCCCAACGCAGAGUUAUUUUUCUCAUACACUCUAUCAACAAAGGCGCCCUGCGAGGAGAAUAUCACAAAGUGCAAGCUGACGGCGGAGGUAAUAAAGGAGCAUGUUCCCAAGAAGACUACUCCUGUCAAGGAUUUUGCAGGGCGCUGGAAGACAGAUGAUCAGUACAAGGAGCUUGUUUUCAAGCAUUUGAUGAAGAUAAUUGAAGACCACGUCGAAGCAAUGACCCUCAAUCCUGUGUUUGGAACUAUGUGGCGAGCCAUUUGCAGCGAUAGAGAAUAUGCUCGCCGCGAUGAGAUCGUCCUCGCCUUCAACCACAGCUUGGACAACAUGGAUAAAGCAAACGAGCGUGAAAAGAUGAAAUCGUGGCUCGAGGAAUCUUACGACUUUGCCGGAGAGAUUGCUUCCAUUAUUGACAGUGUCUCUGACGCAGAAAGGUACCCUUGCGUCUUUCUAGACCCAACUCUGAGCUUCUCUCAUGCAGAAUCUGGCACAGAAUGUGGAAAGGAUCAUUUUGUUUCCGAGCUGACCCGAGCUGACCUUUUGGAGAUUGGUCGAAGCUGCAACCCAGCUACUCUAAAGCGCCUGGGAAGCAUUCUAACGCAACUCACCAUCGUAGAGAGGGAGAGCGAUAUGCCCAAGCAUAUCUCUCAUACCACCACAAAGGAUUUGGCCAAAAUCCCUUUAGCAUUGGCAUCAGAAAAAUACAAAAGGCAAUUCUGGAAGGUCCUCUUCCACCUAAUCAAGCCUGGAACGAAGCUAUCUGCGCGACCCGCCGCUUUGGUUGCUGCUCUCAGUCUUCGUAUGGGAGUAAAACCACUUUCAGAAGCAGCCGAGCAAGAAAUGAUUGGUUUUAAAGAUAAGUGGAACGAUUUGUCAACGCCCGAGACAUGGAGCAUGGGAUGUUUGACACUUCUCAUUGACGCCGAUGAAGCGCACUGGAAGCAACAAACUCGGAAGCAAAGUGGAGAACAAUUCAGGCUGUUGAGCUCUUCUGAUAGAACAUUGUUUGAGCGCCUUGUUUCCUUCAAGCUCCUUGAGCUAAAUCUCAACACUCCGCUAGCAGCCCACGUUGCAUGGACUCCGCAAAAAUCAAGCGCAUCAGUCGGCCCAUUGGUGACCUGUCGAAGCUGUCAAUAUCCUCGAUCAGUCACCAUAAUGGGAAAGGAUGGAAAUUGUGGUCUCUGUCUUGUUCCAACGUAUGUCAAUGAAAACGUCAAGGAAGUCCGACUGACUACAGGGGUUUCGAAAGACGUCUCUGCCGCCUCCAAAGCCACUUGGGUUGAGUGUUCCUCUCGAACUUGUAGGGCCCAAUAUAUCGUUUACAACGUUACUGCACUGAACGUUCCUCCAAAAUGUCAUUUCUGUCGAAGUGGAGACGAAGGUCCUGCACCUACCGUCAAGUGCAAUAGGUGCUUGAAUCGCAUGAUUUGGCCUCAAGAAUACAGAGACUUGUCAGUUCUCGAGUCAGAGUUUGUUUGUCCACCCUGCACAUCAGGAUGUGGUCCAACCACAGAAGUUGAAGUGACAGCAAACGCACUUGCGGGGGAGAACACUUUUUCCUGGCUGGUCCAGGAUGCGAGCAGCUCCCACGAAAUGCUGUUCCAGAACAAAUCUGUCUACCAAGCCAUUUCUAACAUCGGCGUUGAACACUUCGUUUCCAAAAUCACGCUCUUCCCAGUUGCCGAAGCUGAAUUGGUUCUGAAAGGAAAAUCUAUCCAUAACACAACCGAUCUGAUCUCAAGACUUCGAAGAAUAGUCGCAAAUCGCCAGACCAGCAAGACAGACUGCUCGCUUUGCUUCUCGUCAUUCCCGCACGGUACAUUAGCUGAGGCCUGCGGCCGCCAUGGCUGUCUCCAGCGCAUCUGCACUUCGUGCUUGUCAGGAUGGUAUGGACUCAAUUCGGCGGGUAGUGUAAUCAACACUGCUGCACUAGGAUGUCCCUUCUGUCGUCGGUACCCAGCCUCUCGUACGCUGGCGAAAUAUGGAUUGGGGAUCCAUGCAGUUAAGGAUCUAGCUCAUGCUGUCCGUGAUAAGGGCAUGUUGAUCUAUGCAUGGUGUCGAGAAUGUCAUACUGCUAAGGUAUUGAUGGAGCGGAGCUGUGCGCGUGGAGCGCCUCCAGAUCUGAAAGAUUGGGUCUGUGAUGGGUGUGUUGAGGAGCAGGAGGCCCAGGAGAUGCGGAGGCUUGAAAUUUUGAGGGUGCUAGCGGAGCAAGAGCUAGAAGAUGCCAGGAUGGCUGGAGUGGGGUUAGAGGAGGCGGUGCGGAGGCGGGCGCUUGCAGAGUUGGAAGGUGAGCAGCGCAAAUUCAAGAGCAUCAAACCAUGUCCCAAGUGUGGAACCAUGACUAUGAAGACCUUUGGCUGUGGCCAUAUGAAGUGCUCUGUGGUACGCUGUGGUGUUGAUUGGUGCUAUUUCUGUGGGGGUGCGUUUGAUGAUGAUCGAAUUUACGGGCAUAUGAACGAAGUCCAUGGUGGGAUGUUUGGUGGUGAAAUUGAGGAGUUUGAUGAUGAGGACGAUCAGAUGGAAGAAGAUGACUGA